AUUUUGGACUGGGCAGGUUCUUGACUGGGGGGUAUUGUCUGUAGAAGAGGAGGGAGAAAAGUAUUAGUGAUUGUAAAUGAUCAUAGUGUGGAUCAGAUUCUAUUUUGUACAAAACCUGGUAAAAUUGGCGCAACACUGGGUACUGCACUACCGCUCAUUUCUCUUGUACCAUCAGUAAACUUGGCUAUUCAGCUACGCACUAUCUAGAUGUGUGACAGCAGCACUUCAUCGCCGGCAGCCGAAAAGGGAGAGAGAAGGACAGCCGUAAGCCCCGGGACGGACAGCAAAGGGAGUUUAGUCCAUUCUGUCGGUCCGGUGUGGGCACCUGAACGUCUCCCAGUAAAGCGACUCGUCUCGGCUGCCCAGUGAGGAAGAGGAGGGAGGACGACGAUCGCCCCUUUGUCUUCGCCGCGGGUUCAGUUUAACGUUAACUAGCUACAGAUCGCCUCAAGUGUGGAGUAGCUAGCCGCCUGAUUUUACUCAAGCAGAUAGGAAGCAUGUUUCAGCUCCCUGUAAACAACCUCUAUAGUUUACGGAAAGCCAGGAAAAAUGUGAAGAAGGUUCUGAGCGAUAUCGGCUUGGAGUACUGCAAGGACCACGUAGAGGACUUCAAGGAGUUUGGUCCCAAUGACUUCUAUGUCAAAAAUACCACCUGGGAUGACCUGUGCAUGUGGGAUCCAUCAUUAACUAAAGCACAGGAGUACAGGUCGAAGCCCUUCUGGUGUUCCGGUUGUUCCUUCUCUUCGAAGUUCUUCUCGGCCUACAAGAGCCAUUUCCGCAAUGUGCACAGCGAGGACUUCGAGAGCCGCAUCCUGCUCAAUUGCCCCUACUGUACCUUCUAUGGGAACAAGGCGACACUGGAGACACACAUCCGACUGUUCCAUGUGCCCAGCAACGCAGUACGUCAGGCUGGCGGAGCCGCAGCAGCCGGCUCGAAGGAGGCGGGCCGGCUGGACGGCAGCAGCCCCAAGCCACGAUCUGGUGACAGCGUGGAGCAGGCCGUGUACUACUGCAAGAAAUGCACGUACCGUGACCCACUCUACAAUGUGGUGCGCAAACAUAUCUACCGGGAGCACUUCCAGCAUGUGGCGGCACCGUAUGUCUCAAAAGCCUCUGAGAAGUCCGUCAAUGGCGGGACGUCCGCUUCAUCCACGGCACCUUCCCGCGACACCGACGCCAUCCACUGCAAACGCUGCCUGUUCAUACCGCGCACGUACGAGGCCCUGGUGCAGCAUGUCAUUGAGGACCAUGAGCGUAUUGGCUACCAGGUGACGGCUAUGAUCGGCCACACCAGCGUGGUUGUGCCACGUGCACAGCCUCUGAUGAUGAUCUCCCCAAAAACCCAGGACAAGAGCAUCCUGGGGGUGUCGUCCAAGGGCACUGUGGUGACCACUGGUGUUCGCACCCUCACCACGCAGCAGCUAAGCCGGCUGUCACUGCCUAAGACUGGGCUGUUGUCGGCCGUGCCCCUGAAGCCGGGCCAGUUUGGUAUAAAAGGGUCCACGGCACAGGCCUUCUCGGUUGGUCAGCAGGUGCGCAUCACCCUUCCAGGUAACACACAGGUGACCAUCCCGCAGCAGUCACACACCAUCCGGCAGAACGCAAGCGCGCAGGGGGUCGGGGCGGGUGGCCAGGCGGCGGCCCGCACGGGUGUCCAGGCGGGGGCGGGCUCUUCCUCAACGACCCCGUCAUCCGCCCUCUCGUCCACACUGAAGACCGUAUCACUACCCUCGCGGGUACAGGCAGCUGCCGCCACGGUGACCUCAGUGAGCCCCGGUAAGAAGGCGGGCAGCGGUGGCAGCUCCCUGCUGGGCACGUCCUACACGCAGAAGUGGAAGAUCUGCACCAUCUGCAAUGAGCUGUUCCCUGAGAACGUGUACAGCGCGCACUUCGAGAAGGAGCACAAGGCAGAGAAGGUACGUGCCGUGGCCAACUACAUCAUGAAGAUCCACAACUUCACCAGCAAGUGUCUCCACUGCAACCGCUACCUGCCCAGUGACACGCUGCUCAACCACAUGCUGAUCCACGGCCUGUCGUGCCCGCACUGCCGCAACGUCUUCCAUGACGUGGAGAAGCUGGUGGCGCACACGCGUGCUGCACAUUCGGAUGAGGCCGCAGGGCCCCGCAAUGACUCGCCACUCACCUUCGACCUCACGCUGCAGCAUGGCAACCCCAAAAACGUCCAGCUGAUCGUCACCACCUACAAUAUGAGGGAUGCACCUGAAGAGUCAGUGGCCUUCCACGCACAGAAUAACUUCUCUUCUGCUGCGCAAGGCAAGAAGGUGGCACCCAAGAUCCCAGAGGGGCCACCCAAUACGUUGGCAAAGAGCGUACCCCAGGCCGCUGUACCCUACAAGAAAGACGUGGGCAAGACGCUAUGCCCCCUCUGCUUUUCCAUCCUGAAGGGCCCCAUCUCCGAUGCACUGGCGCACCACCUGCGUGAGCGCCACCAGGUCAUACAGACGGUGCACCCGGUGGAGAAGAAGCUCACUUACAAGUGCAUCCACUGCCUGGGCGUCUACACCAGCAACAUGACGGCAUCCACCAUCACACUGCACUUAGUGCACUGCCGUGGCGUGGGGAAGACGCAGAAUGGGCCUGAGCCCCGGCCCACAGGCACACCCCUGGCCCCCCUCAAACGUGAGCCUGAGCCUGCGGACUCGCCUCCCACCAAGAGGCUCAAGUCACAGGAGCCAGGGCACCGAACGCCUCCGGGGCCAACAGGGAAGACUGAAGAGCCUGUCGUCUUGGCGCUGGACCCCAAGGGCCACGAAGACGCAUCGUACGAAACACGCAAGGCCUUUCUGACGUCUUACUUCAACCGUCAGCCAUACCCAUCUCGCCGUGAGGUUGAGAAGCUGGCCGCCAGCUUGUGGCUGUGGAAAUCGGAUGUCGCCAGCCACUUUGCCAACCGGCGGCGGACGUGUCUCCAGGACUGCGAGAGGCGGGGGCAGGUCGUGCUGCUGGGCUUCAACGUAAGCCAGCUCAGCCGUGUCCAGCACGAGCUGGACCUUGAGCCUGAGGUGGUUCCUGAGAAUGCCGGCAAGAAUAAGAGUCGGACAUCCAAGGCGAUUAUUGGCCGCUCCGCGGAGGUGCUUAGCCGCUGGCGUCGGCAGAGGGCUGCAGGAGGCGGCCAGAGCCAGAGGAGGCUGGGGAACAGCGGGCCAAGCAGGACAAUCAGAAGUGCCGCCAGGGCUCCUGAGAAAGUAUCAGAACCCAUCGCCGUGGAUUCCGACAGCGGGCCAGAAGGGGAGGUCGGCUCUGGGACAAAAAACACCAGGGCUAACGAGAGGAGGGCAUUAGAGCUUGGUGAAAAGGAGACACCCCCCAGGAGAGACACUCCAUGCACCGACGGCCCUGCCCGGGGGGUAGUGGAGGAGAAGGGAGGCCUUGCUGAUACAGUAGCAGGUUCACCAGAACAUCCUCACUGCACGGGUCAGACGCCAGCGAGCCACAGCGAAAACGGUUAUGGGGACGAGCAGCCAGAAAGAACCUCUGGGGGCCCGGAGGAGGACGAAGAGAUGGUGGGCAGCAGCCGUUCCCCCUCCCCAGUGUGGCAGGACCAGCGUGACCCGGGACACGAGAUGUCCAAAGAGGGCGGGGCUGGGGGAGCAGAGCCAGUGUCUGGACUGCGGACUGGGGGCGUGGAGCUUGGCAGCCAGCAAGCAUGAGACAUGGACGUGCACACGGUCCGUCACACGCACACGUCACUGCUUACCUCAGACUCAGAGCUACCCCACAGCGAACAGUCCGGAGUGGUGACCCGGGAGGCGGGACUGACGGCCUCCUGUUCGCCCACAAGCCAUCCUCAAGGAGACGGAGACAAAGAUUUUCUUUUCUUUUUGUAUAUGAAAGACAGUUUAGCUGCUUUUUGUAAUUUCCCACCGUGGCAAAACCAACAAAAGAUUAUAAGCUGCCAUUUGUGCAGGAAAUGCAGUGUUGAAGACUUGGUGGUACUUGGUUACGUCUUCAGUAUACUUUACGUGUUCAGAUGCUUACUCAACGAUCAUGAUUUAUUUGGCCCCAGAGAGCUGGGCAGGUAAUGAUGUUCUGAAGAAGAAAAGGAAAAGUGACAAACCCUAAUUUCAUAGUCGUACACAAUACUGUAAAUUUGUACAGUCUUUUAGACCAAUUUUAGGAGACUUGGUUGCUAUAGUCAGUGUAUCCUUGCUAUAUUUGCUACUCUCUUCAUGCACAAGUUAAGUCAUAAGGUCUACCUUGGGCCCCUCUUAUGGAUAGAAAGUGCUGUAAUGUCUUCAUUUGUUUAUUCUUUUGUGACAAAACUAUAGUAUUUUGCAUAAAAUCUCCUAUAUAAUCGUAAAAUUGCAGAUUAACAGUCGGCUAUUUUCCCCCCUACUCUUUGCUGUUAAAACUGCCCCCGCCCUCCCAUUUUUCGAUAAAGCUCAUCUUGCUAGCCUACGUUGAGUAGCCGUGUUGCUGCUCUCGUCGGCAUUUUUGUAGUUCAGAGAUUAAUCUGGCUGACUUUACCUUUCUGAAAGGUUUCAUUAUUUUGUAUGAGAAUUUGCACCCGUUUUGUGGUGUGAGCGAUUAUCAUUAAUUAUUACUCUGUAUGGGAUGUUAAUUUGUGAUCUGUCGUUAUCCCCCCUCUGUGUCCCCUUCUCCUGAAUAAUUAAAGUGCUGUAUUGUGGUUCGCUCCAGUGAGCACUUUAGGUUCCCCUUUAUUUUUGCACCCCCACCCCUGCUGCCCCCCCACACACACACACACCACACAGCGCUCCCUCAAAGCUGGUGUUUUUUUUUUUUGUUUUGUUUUUUUACCUUGUAGCAAUGCAUUUUCAGGGGGCGGGGCAUGGCAGUGUCCCUGGGUACUCAUUGGACACAAUGUAGCACGUUUGCCUCGGACCACUCAGGGAGUAGACCCCCCUCCUCCGGUGGACCAGGAUGGUGUGCUGCUGCGAUUCGAGGCCCGACAGCCCUGACCUGUGAAGCAGCCGACCACAGGUUGACCUUAGUGCUGCAAGUAUCUCAACAAUUGGUUUUUAUUUAUGCUGAAUACUAUUUUUGUGUACUGUUAUGUUGUGGAGGGGCAUAAAUAAACAAUAUAACAAAGAGA
This is a messenger RNA of Brienomyrus brachyistius, 5074 nucleotides long. RefSeq names its product activity-dependent neuroprotector homeobox protein-like. Gene Ontology annotation, cellular component: nucleus. The coding region runs from base 498 to 3671 and encodes 1057 amino acids. Gene Ontology annotation, molecular function: DNA binding. The transcript is spliced from 4 exons. The record is from RefSeq and is a predicted model, not a curated record. Gene Ontology annotation, biological process: regulation of gene expression. NCBI's taxonomy places the organism in Eukaryota, Metazoa, Chordata, Actinopteri, Osteoglossiformes, Mormyridae.